Messenger RNA from Peronospora belbahrii, 3717 nucleotides. Lineage: Eukaryota; Oomycota; Peronosporomycetes; Peronosporales; Peronosporaceae. The record is from the annotation of a GenBank genome assembly.
AUGGACAACAACAGCGCGGACCGAGAGGUAACGGCGCUACUCGAGCAGCUACAAGGCGCAAGCAGUAACGCUGAACAGACAGAGUUGUUUCAUCAGGUGCAGGAGAUUGUAAAGCAUCGUGAUCCAUCAGGUCAUGAGCGACACGUUCUCCGUAGUGUGCUGCCUUUGCUUGGACAGCUUGCACAGCUGCAGAAUGCGGCACUUGUGGCUUCGAUCUUGCAGCUUGUGGCGCAGGAGGUGAAGAUAGCAGCAGAUAAAAUAGAUACAGCGUCAGUUGAGGUAGUAACCGCGACAUCUGCGCUCUUGGCGGGACUCUAUGACGUGUGUCACACUGUCUUACUGCUUAGCUACUCGACGGAGAAGAAUGCGAUCUUGGCACUGCAGCUAGUGCUUAAUAAUUUGCACGCAAGCUUUCAGAUAAUGCUUCGGGUAGAAAGUAUUGAGAAUUACGUGGAUGAGGAGCCCAGAAGGUGCUGGGAUAAUACGAUCCGCUGUUUGCAAGCGGCGGCAGACGUUGUGGCCAACCCACCCGAGACAGGAGACGGUAGUCACAGCGCAAUGGUAUGGUUACGAGCGUGGAAGCUGCUGGAGAGUGGUGUGAUGCUUCUCAGUACGGCGCAAGAUGCAUCAGUGUAUCGAGACCCAAUGCGGUCUAACAUACAGCCGAAUAUCUGUAGUUUGGACCAGUUGAGUAACACGAAGCAGAAGAUUCUGAACAAGUCGCAACUGGAGGAUUUUGGGGUUGUUAUGUUGCAACGCAUGUGCGGAGUUGCUGGAAGUGCAUCGGAAACAAAACUCCCGCUCUCUAGACGGGAGUUGAGUGUGGUAGUAAACACCCUGUCACUGCUUGCAGCUGUGCGGCCGCAACAUAUGACGCAUAUUCUGCCUAGACUUACUUCUCUCUCCAAUACAAUCUCGAUACCUGCAAUACAGAAAACAUUAACGGCAAAUUUAGUCAAGCUGCUUAGCCACCCGGCGGCACAGGCAUUUGCCGAUGAGGUGACGGACGCUUUGAUUGCUGUAGGGGCGUCUCAACGCGCAUUUGCCGCCAUUAGUAAGAGCAAAGAACAACGAAGAAAGUACACAUCUGCACCGACGGAGGCUUCACUGCGCAGAGCAAGGAUUGGUAAACGCACAGCGGCACAGUCCAUCACCGAGCGAGUGGAGAAUGCCAAUGCGAACGCCAAGCGCAGACGUGUAAAUCUGUCGGGGUCGUCAGCUUCUCCGAUUUCACAAGAGAAGGUGACUCACGACGGAAUUGUAAAUAUGCAAGCUGUAGAAGUAGCGAAUCUAGUGCUGGAGAGCUUUGCUUCCGACAUGCCCACUCCAGCACCACCUAACCUUCAAUUGGAGUUAGUGCCCAGCGCAUUGAAGACAAGAAUGUCUACAUUGCUUGCAAAGCUUGCAACUCCUUCAUCAGCCCUUGCAAUUGAAAAAAGCGCCAAGCGAAUGCGUGACCCUCGCCUCAGACGCGAUCCAAGACAGCAAGUGCAAAGCAAGGAACAGCCUGCACUUGUACCAAUUUUUGAUGAGACAGUUGUCGAAGAGGUGAGCGAUUGGAUAUCAAAGAAUGCUGCUACGAUUGCGGAGCCGCUAGUAUCUGUAUCGGAGGACAAUGUAGUCCAAGUGCAUUUGAAGUCGGAGACGUCUGCUUGGCGUCAUGAAAUGGCUGUUGAUGCUCUUGUUCGGAUCGUGGAAAAUGAAUAUGGGGUAAAAAUUCGAGGUGAUGAAUCAUUGCGUGAAGGCAUUAUUUGUCGGCUUGCAACAAACCCAUGGCUUCUUUGCACGGAUGAAAACAACGCGUUGGAGACGUUAGACAAUUCACCGAAACUGCCAUUUGUUUAUCGAAAGAUUUUGGAUUUUGUGCUGGGCGAUUAUUCUGUGCGCUCAACACUCGCAACAACUUUGCUUUGCCAAGAGUAUAUCCGUGCUACAUCUUCUCAGUUAAGCACCGUUUCCACCAAGGAAGUAGCGGCAUCUGGUAGCUGUGCUGCUUACCAUGUUUACCGGGCAUCCGUUAACUAUUUCUUUGAUGCGCUCCAAAAAAAGAUGGAUCUUACUUCGUCGGCGGACAAGAAACUAUUUGGAGUUCUAGUAGCGCAAUUGCCACGUAUUCCAGUGGAAAUUCUUCGCAUCAUUGUAGCGCUAUUCAGCGAGAAGGCUGGAAUUGUGCUAGGCAUCAGUUUGCUGCGUGAUCUAGCAAAGGAACGAAAGGUGUGCCAGACGCCGUGUCUAUUAAUCCUAUUGCGAUAUACAUGUCAUAAGGACGAGCACUACCGCAAUUCUGCCAUCCGAUGCGUGGCGAACCAAAUGUAUGGAAUCAGUGCCCUCAAAACCGGCAUCGAAGAUUUUGCGAUUAAACUGGUGUACUCGCUACGAGAACCAAUAAAGCCCAGUAAGGAGAGCGCAUCUGACGACGAGGCUAUGCCUGAGGUUGCAAGUGAGAACGACAAUUUUGAAAAACCAAUUAUCGAAGAACCGACUGAAUCAGGGGAAAAAGGCGACAACUGGUUGAAGAAUCAAGUAAACCAAAUUGCUCUUGCUGAUAAAGUCACUUGUCGCGAGCUUGACGCUUAUGCUGACAAAAUUCAAGAAAAAACUGAUCUUUUGAAAUCUUUGGAUAGCGAGCAAGAGAUUCUCCGGCGGUUGGAACUGUACCUGGCGCUGUGCGCAAAGAAACCACCACUUUUGACACACGUGGUGGCAACGUAUGCAUACGCUUCGGAGACCGUACGCCAAGUGGUUUUCCGUGCAAUUGAAAAGCUUAUCAAGCAUCUCAAGCAACGCGGAAGUGCAAAUGUUGUCGCUCAAUUGCACGGGUAUGAGCCGAACGCCCUUGGAUUGGUUUGUCACGUCAUUCAGAUCUUGUCAAUUCGAGGUCGGCCAAACGAACCAAGCUCGUCGGGUACGGAUGAGCUCGUCCAACAAAUUUUGGAGCUGUAUCAUAGCCAUGGACACAUUCCAGACUCUAUCUCCGUUCUAAUUCCGAUCUUGCCCAGCAUCCGUGGCGAGAUCUUGUUCCCAUUAUUGCCUCAGCUCCUGUCCCUACCCCAAGCUCGGCUUUCAGUCGCUAUUACGCGACUAUUAAAGGUAAUGCCUCCACAAGCGGUAGCUCCGAUUGACUUGCUUGUGGCGCUACAUCAUGUGGAUCUAAAAACCGAGCCAACCAUGCAAAAGAAGGUUAUCAGUGCUAUCAAUUUCUGUGUGGAGCACCGCCAUGCUUUUCCGUCGGAUGUGUUGCUUCACGUGUGUCGUGUACUGGUCCAGGAAGAAAAGAUUUCAAAACUUUCGCUCCGCACUCUUAUUCUCAGCGUAACAGCAUAUCCAACGUUACAGCGCGACAUGGCAUCGCUCUUAGAGAUUCUUGUUGACAGAAAGGUUUGGGAAAUGGAGGAUGCGCUAUGGAAGGGUUUUGUCAAGUGCUCGGCACUCAUUCAGCCGGCAUCAUUCCCUCUGCUGCUUCGCAGACUUCCUGUUGCUCAGCUUGCACUGCUGUUGAACGAGGAAAAGGAGCUGCGUGGUCUCAUGCGUGAAUUUACUGCCAGUCCUGAUGGCCAACCUCUAGACCUUUCACCUGAAAUUACUGCGCUCCUUGAAGACCCGUGCGAGCAAGCCAAGCAUAAAAACAUCGAUGACGUUGAAACAACGGAGCUAGCAGUGAAAAUGGAGAUAAAUAACACUGACCCGGUUAAGUUGGAGCCUAGCGAAGAAAGCUGA